UACAGUUGCUGUCACCUUAAAUCGCCACUCAGCCUGCAGAGCUGCUGGUCUGCUGGGGUCUCGGGGUGACAUCCGAGCGGAGAGGCAGGGGAGCCAUGGGGAGUCCCGGGCAGAAAGUGGUGCUGAUCACCGGCUGCUCCUCCGGUAUCGGGCUGAGGAUGGCCGUGAUGCUGGCCAAGGAUGAACAGAAGCGCUAUCACGUCAUAGCAACGAUGCGUGAUCUGAAACGUAAAGAUAAGCUGGUGGAAGCUGCUGGCGAUGCAUACGGGAAAACUCUUUCUCUGGCCGUACUGGACGUCUGCAACGAUGAGUCCGUCAAACAGUGUUUUGAUGGCAUCAAAGAUCGACAUGUGGAUGUCCUCAUCAAUAACGCAGGUAUCGGCCUAGUGGGUCCAAUAGAGAGCAUCCCAAUCGAAGAGAUGAAGAAAGUGUUUGAGACCAAUUUCUUUGGGGUGAUCCGCAUGAUCAAGGAGGUGAUGCCUGACAUGAAGAAGAGGAAAGGAGGACACAUCAUCGUGGUCAGCAGUGUGAUGGGACUGCAAGGUGUGGUGUUUAAUGACGUGUAUGCAGCUUCCAAGUUUGCUAUGGAGGGCUUCUGUGAGAGUUUGGCUGUGCAGCUCUUGAAGUUUAAUGUCACAUUGUCGAUGAUCGAGCCAGGCCCAGUGCGCACAGAUUUUGAGACUAAGAUGAUUGAGGAAGUGAAGCAGAAGGAGUUUCCUGGAGCUGAUCCUGAUACGGUGCAUUACUUCAAGAAUGUCUAUCUUCCUUCUUCUAUUGACAUCUUUGAGACGCUGGGACAAACGCCUGACGACAUCGCCAGGUGUACCAAGAAAGUGAUUGAAGCAAGCAGGCCGCGCUUCCGUAAUCUGACCAACCCCUUGUACACUCCCAUCGUAGCGAUGAAAUACGCUGAUGAAACUGGAGGCCUGUCUGUCCAUGCCUUCUACCACAUGCUCUUUAACCUGGGACCUCUAAUGCACGUCAGCAUGACUGUCAUGAAGUACCUCACCUGUGGAUGUCUGAGGAGCAGGACAGUUGCACCAAACUAGAAACUUAUAUAUUAUACACACAUGUGAAACACCUUGAGGAUGUAGACCACAAACUACCUCGGCUUAAAAACAGCUUCAAAGAGAUAAUCUUCUGUGAGCUGCCAUAUUUCCCUCUGUUUAUACAGUUAUCUGUUUUGUAAUGAACAAUUACUCAAAAAACAACUCAUUUCUAUAUUCUCUUUUCUGUAUGAGAUUGUAGCUUAUGGAUGUGUAGAUACCACACCUGAGUCCAGUUGAGUUAAAAUACAACCGUUUUAGAAAUAGUUGUAGCCUACCCAGAGUGCCAAAUGUGUAGGGUUUGCCCUUAUGAGACAACAUACUGAUUUCAUUGUUUUAUCCCAACCGAUCCCAAACAACUUCACAUUUCAGUCUUAUACUCUAAUUGGUUCUGAAAGAGGAGUCUACACCUUGUUUAUUUGUGUGUUGUAUAUGUACUUACUUUUUGAAUUCUGUCAAUGUAUUAAAGCAACUAUUUUGGAA
This is a messenger RNA of Perca fluviatilis (European perch), 1529 nucleotides long. RefSeq names its product retinol dehydrogenase 8-like. The transcript is spliced from 6 exons. Gene Ontology annotation, biological process: estrogen biosynthetic process. Gene Ontology annotation, molecular function: estradiol 17-beta-dehydrogenase [NAD(P)+] activity. Lineage: Eukaryota; Metazoa; Chordata; Actinopteri; Perciformes; Percidae. The record is from RefSeq and is a predicted model, not a curated record. The coding region runs from base 96 to 1049 and encodes 317 amino acids. Gene Ontology annotation, cellular component: cytoplasm.